Oryzias melastigma (Indian medaka) is the source of this 3989-nucleotide messenger RNA. RefSeq names its product leucine rich repeat (in FLII) interacting protein 2 (gene lrrfip2). NCBI's taxonomy places the organism in Eukaryota, Metazoa, Chordata, Actinopteri, Beloniformes, Adrianichthyidae. The record is from RefSeq and is a predicted model, not a curated record. Bases 1113 to 3389 code for a protein of 758 amino acids. The transcript has 27 exons. Gene Ontology annotation, biological process: regulation of DNA-templated transcription.
UGGAAGGUCAUCCAGGUGAUGGAGAUCUUGGAGGAGGAGCUGGCUGCACUGAUGGUCCAGCAAAGGGCCUUUCUGGAGCGCCGAAAUAAUCAACUCCCAGAAGUCCAUCAGCUUCAGGAAAAAGAGCGACGCUGCCGUCACGCAGCAUGGCAGAGCAGAAGAGGCCGUUGUAGGAAUAGGAGGUUGCAGUGAAGAUUGCUGGUCGUGCACUAACCCAGCAGCAGCUGACUGACCUUGUGCCUUCAGUCAUCGCCUCACUGAGGAGGGAGGGUUACUUUGAUGACCCCGUGGAGAGAGGUGAACCUGCGUACAGGCAGCUCCAGAAGCUGCAUCCAUGCUGAGUGUGAAGAACUGCACAAAAUACUGAUGAAGUUUGUGUCCUUUUCAGAUGUUGAAACACAUUCAAAUACCAUCUUCUUUAUUAUUUAAAUUAUGUCACAAAAUGAGUGGUCUUGGACAAGAAAAUGAAAAAGACGUUUCGACAAUUGCUUUUUAAUUUUAUUUAAGAGACAAGUAUUGCAGGUACAUUUCAAAAAUGAAAAAGCAUUUCCAUCUGACUUAUUUUGAAUUAUGAGGCACAAACGCAUCCAUAUUUAGAGUUAUAAACAUAUGUAAUGUAUAGUAUGAUGUUGGGUAUUUGUACACCUAUAUAUUUAAUUAAAACAAAUUAAUAAGUAAAACACUGAUAAAAUUCAAUCGAAUCAAAAGUAAUGUUAAAAAGACAAUGUUUUAAAAAUCGAUUGAAAAAUACACAGGACAUUUGCUGGUCUGAUUCUUUUUCUUGCUCAAAGGACUGUGAGUCGAAAUUCCUGAUGGUCCGUGAACAUAGCAUCACACCCUUUUUUUUUUUUUUUUUUUUUCCUCCUAACAUCCGGGACUUCCUGAGCGAACGAGCGUGUGCAGUGGAAAGUGGGUAAGGAGGGCAGCGGCGAGCGCUGGGAAGAAAGGCGGACUGAUGACAGCUGUCAAUGUGGACAAAAAAUACCGCUAGCACACGAAGACUAAGCAAAUGGCUUUCCUCUGAACUUCCGAGGGACGAUAAUUGGGCUGUACCGGUCAUCUUUAACGCCGCCAAAAGCCUUACACAAAUUAGUUGAAGCUUGAGGAACAUCAUGGGGACACAAGGCCCAGGGAGGAAACGUGCUCCUUUGAAAGAUCGCUUCUCAGCAGAAGAAGAAGCUCUGAGUAGUAUUGCUCGUGAGGCGGAGGCGAGGCUGGCGGCGAAGAGGGCAGCGCGAGCAGAGGCCAGAGAUAUUCGAAUGAGGGAACUGGAGCGACAGCAGAAAGAGCUUUCCUACCACUCAUCCAGCAGUAGCAAUAGAAAAUGGGGUCAGAUUCAUCAGUGGAUGGCCGAAACAGAAAAAGCAAGAACUUCUAGUAGUAAUAGAUCCAGCAGCCGUCAUCACCGGGAGCUGGACGAUGACGUCAGUUCAGUUCGCAGCUACAGGUCUACAUCAUCAGCGAUGCGGGACUUGGGGUCUAACAAGAGUCGGUCCAGUUCUCGUAGAAAGGACAUGUUGUCUCAUGGCCACUCCACUAGUUCCCUCCUCAAGAGUGUCCGCUCCACUAGUUCUGUAUACAAUGACCUGCAUGGCCAUAAAAAGGCUUCCUCCAGCUCCUCAAGAAAAGACUUGCUGACUGGACUGUACCACGAUCAAAGGAACUACACCAGCCUUACCAAGACCAAAGCUCCUCCCCUUCCUUCCACUUCCUCCUAUCAGCCUCGGGCCACCUCCGCCUCCUCCUCCACCUCUGGCACAGGGCUGUCUCGUAGCUACAGCAUGGCAUCCAUUUAUGACGACACAGGUCUUUAUGGCUCAAGUUACAGUUCAAGAGCUCCCUCUGAAUACAGCUGGUACUCCUCUGGAGCCAGCUCCACCCGCAGCAGCCCUGUGCACUCUUCAUCAGAAGAUGACACUGUCAGCAGUGUGUCCCAGGAGCGCUUCAACAGAGGCCGGAGGGACAGUACGUCGUCUGACUUCUCGGACAUUAGCGAAUCCGCCGCGGAUUAUUUCAGCCGCUCCAACCGAAGGGGCAGCAUCGUGUCUGACCUUGAUGAUUUGAGCAUUCCAGAUUUGGACGCUCUGGAUGAAAAAUGCGACAAACAGUACUCCGACUACAGUCGGCCUUCGUCUCGCUGCACCACCCCAGGCCUGUCUCCAGCCACCCUGGCCUCGCUGGGCGGGACCUCGUCUAGAAGAGGGAGCGCCGACGCCGGCAGCACGUACGACCCCGACACCAGUCUGAGCGAGCUGAGGGAUAUCUAUGAACUAAAGGACCAGAUUCAGGAUGUAGAGGGGCGGUACAUGCAAGGGCUUAAAGAGCUGAAGGACUCACUCACAGAAGUGGAGGAGAAGUAUAAGAAAGCCAUGGUCUCCAACGCACAGUUGGACAACGACAAAGGCAACCUCAUUUAUCAAGUGGACACACUCAAGGACGUCAUCGAAGAGAUGGAGGAGUCCAUGUCAGAGAUGAAGAGGGAGCUGGAGGAGAAGACGAAGGAACUGGAAAGACAGAAACACACAUGCUCGGUUCUGCAGCAUAAACAAGAAGAACUGAAGGAGGGAAUCCGCCAGAGGGACGAGCUCAUAGAGGAGAGCCAGCGAAUGCAGACUAAGUUAGACGCUCUGACCAGGGAGGUGUUUGAUCUCCAGGAAACUAUAAACUGGAAGGACAAAAAGAUCGCGGCCCUAGAGAGACAGAAAGAGUACUUUGAUUGCAUUAGGAAUGAGAGGGACGAGCUCAGAGAUGAGCUCGCUGACAUCAAGGGGAAGUCCAAGGCAGGAGAGAAACACGGGCUGGUGGUGGUUCCAGGCAGCAUACCGAACGGAGAAGUGGAGGAGGAGCCUCUGUCGUCAGGGAUCACGCUGGUCUCCCAAGAGGCCGCUCAGGUUCUGGAGUCUGCAGGAGAUGGUCCGCUGGAUGUGAGGCUACUGAAGCUGGCCGAGGAAAAAGAAGAGCUGCUGUUUCAGAUCAGGAAGCUGAAGCAUCAGCUGGAAGAGGAGCGGCAGAAACACGCCAAGGUGGACGGCGUUUUCACAGACGGGGAGAAGAUGGAGAACGGUACAGACUUGAGCUUCAUCGAGAUGCAGAGAGACGCCAACAGACAGAUUAGCGAAUACAAGUUCAAGCUUUCUAAGGCAGAACAAGAAAUAACCACCAUGGAACUAAAUAUCACCAGACUUGAAGCGCAGAUGGCUCGGUACAAAGUCGCAGCUGAUAACUCAGAGAAGGUAGAAGAUGAACUUAAAGCAGAGAAAAGGAAACUUCAGAGAGAGCUGCGCACAGCUCUGGAUAAGUUGGAGGAGAUGGAGAUGACCAACAGCCACCUAGUGAAGCGCCUGGAGAAGAUGAAGGCCAACAGAAACGCCCUCCUGGCUCAGCAGUGAGGCCUCACCACAGAAGCCCUUUGACGCGCACUUCUGACCUCCGGCAGCCAUCCUCCACAUGGAUGUUCACAGAUCUGUAGCUAACCAAACCAAGAACACCUGUACCUGUAGCCCAGGCCAGAACUGAACUUUACGUUUUAACCGUCAUCACUUUGGGAGGAGCAACUAAAUCCAAGUUUCUGGGAGACACAUCUGAGGAAAUCUGUCGUCACUACUUCAUUUUCAGACUUUGUCCUACGUCGUGUGAUCCAGGAGAUGUUUCUCUCUGACGGGUGCUUGGCUUUUUUUUUUUUUUUUUUUUUGAUUGUUUGCAUGAAUGGGUAAAAUGAUGCUUUUAACCCUCUGGCUGCUCCGGGCCUGCACCGUCCCAGCUUCCCUCACACAGUGAAGUGCCUUUUCACACUAGGAGACUGGGGUCUGCACUGCUCAAUGAAACUGUUGUUUUAACAAGGUACAGUAUGAUGGAUUUGAAAAAAUAAAAAUGAAAAAAGAAGGUGCAGUUAUUUGAAAAUAUAUAGAAGCAACUGUUUGAUGCAGUUUCAGUGAUUCUUAUUUCCAAAUAUUUAAGAUUUCUUGAAAAUAAAUGUGGAAUUUGCAGAA